Messenger RNA from Linum trigynum, 3149 nucleotides. NCBI's taxonomy places the organism in Eukaryota, Viridiplantae, Streptophyta, Magnoliopsida, Malpighiales, Linaceae. The record is from the annotation of a GenBank genome assembly.
UCAAUCCUCAUACCGAGUUACCGACCAACAGUGCCACUGUAUCGCCGAUCUUAGUAAUUUACCGAGCUGAAAGAAGCAACGGAACCAAAACGGCUGUCAGUUGUUAAAGCAAAUGGCCCUCUCUGCCGUAUCAGUUCACAGCUUUUCGUCCUGACCAACGUGCUCCAUUUCCGCCGCCUUCUCAACACGAGGCGCUGAUUUCGUCCUGGGUAUGUGUUUUCCCGUCUCUGUUUUCCGAUGGACCAACGAAUAAUUUUUCCGGUGUUUCCUUCCCAGUCUAUCGAAAAUCUUAGUGAGCUGUGUACUAUUGUUUCCCCUCUCUCUAUUCCUUUUCUGGGCUUUUCCCAAAUGGUGUCGGGGAACUCAUCUAAUUAAGGCGUCGAUGGAUCCAGCGAUUGUACAAUAGUACCUUUACUUGGGGCUUUUCCCAAAUUCAUUUCUUGCUGCAGUAAUAGUGGGUUGAAGAGUUGGAGCAAACCCACAAGUUAUUUAAGUUGGCCAUCGCUGGUUUCCGUCCCUUAUUUGAUAGUUGUUGGGGUGUAUGUCAGGUUUCCUUGUAUGGCUAUGGAGAGUUGGCAGAUAAAUUCUAAUUCUGGGUUCAAGUAUUCGAGGAUGCAGUAGAAAUCAAAGCAGUUAUUAGCUUAUCAAUGCAUUUUGACCUGCUGCUUUGUGGGCUUUUGCUCAAUUUUCAGAACAAAGAACAACAACAAUGAGGACAAAAAGAGUAGCUCGUAAAAAAGGUUCUCUGAAUCGUCCUCGAUUGCAUCCUCGUGUUGAGUCUCAGACAUCCUUUAAGUUGCGAAAAGUUGACUCCACUGAGCAAAGGCUUGGCCCUACAGCUUCUGUAACUGAUGAGAAGGCAUCUGCCGUGAUUGAUGGUGCAAUGCUGAAGCGUUUGUCUGCACGGCGGCCUUGGAUACUCCAUGACCUGGGUGAUGGUGAUCAUAUGCAAGAGGAGGCCAGCUCGAAACAAGAGGAUACGGAGCAUUCUUCAUACACUUGCCUCCCGAAAGGCAUUGCUAGAGGAUGUCCAGAUUAUAGGGAUUGCGUGAAGGUGAUGGCAAGGUGGCAGCCAGAAAAAGGGAAGAAACAUGUCCUGGAAGAAGCUCCUGUGUUCCACCCCAAUGAGGAGGAAUUUAAGGAAACACUAAAGUAUAUUACAAGUAUACGUUCAAGAGUAGAACCCUAUGGUAUCUGUCGCAUUGUUCCUCCUCCGUCGUGGCAUCCACCUAGUCUUAUUACUGAAAAGAAUAUGUGGGAAGAUUCGAUAUUUGAAUCACAAGUUCAGCGGAUAGAUGGAAUGCAGGCCCAAAAUUUAGGCGAGAUUGUUAAGUGUUCUGACAUGGAAGGUGUAGGACUGGAACCUGGUCCAAAGUUUACUCUUAAAACUUUCAAGAAAUAUGCCGAUGAUUUUGCGUCUCAGUACUUCUGCAUAGAUGGCAUCUUGGAUUCAGAAGUGGAUUCCAAUGAGCGUGUCGAGCAGAGGGAACCAUCUCUGAUGGAUAUUGAGGGUGAGUAUGGAAGAAUUAUUGAUAAUCCUACUGAAGAGAUUGAGGUGAUUUGUGGUGAUAAUCUGGAUAGCCAGGUCUUUGGCAGUGGAUUUCCCGUCUAUAAAUCUUCAGAAACUUUUACCAGUCAGGAGUACUUGGACUCGGGCUGGAACUUAAACAAGACAGCUGUGCUUCCAGAUUCACUUCUAUCAUUUGAGAGCUAUAGUACUUCUGGGCUCUUACGGCCUCGACUUAGAGUAGGGAUGUGCUUCUCGUCUUUUCCUUGGAAACUUGCAGUGCACCAUAUGUAUUAUCUCUCCUACAUGCAUAUUGGUGCCCCCAAAAUCUGGUAUGCUAUCCCUGGUAGUCAUGGUUCGAAGUUUGAAAUUGCUAUCAAGGAUUACCUGCGAGAAUCGCCUGUGGAACAUUCAAAGAUGCAACACAAUAGGCAGCUAAUGAAAUUGACGCUAACGAGAUUGAAGUCAGAUGGAUUACCUGUCUAUCGAUGCAUUCAGUGUCCUGGAGAGUUUGUUCUUGUCCUGCCAAGAACACGUUAUUCGGGGUUUGACUCUGGCUUUAAUUGUGCUGAGAGUAUCCAUUUGGCUCCAGUCGAGUGGCUACCACAUGGGCAGAAUUCUGCUGAACUUUACAGUGAACAAGGAAGACGGACAUUUAUUUCCCAGGAUAAGAUGUUGGUUGGUGCCGCUAGAGAAGCUGUGAAGGCGCAAUGGUUAGACUUACUUUCGUUCAAAGAUAUCUCAGUUAAUGCAAGAUGGAAGGAGGCUGCUGGGAAGGAUGGGAUUUUAUUGAAAGCCCUCAAGUUACGUAUUGAGUUGGAGGCCAGCAGAAGGAAAUAUCUGUGCAAUUCUUCACAGUCAAAGAAGAUGGACAAGGACUUUGAUACGACAAGCAAAAAGGAAUGCAUAGUAUGUUAUUAUGAUCUUCACCUCUCUGCAGCUACAUGUCCCUGCUCUGCUGACAGAUACUCGUGCCUAAACCAUGCAAAGCAGCUCUGCUCUUGUCCUUGGGUUCAAAGGAUCUUUCUGUACCGUUAUGAGAUUGACGAGUUAAGAGUUCUUAUCGAAGCAGUGGGAGGCAAACUGAGUGCAAUUUACAAAUGGGCAAAGAAUGAUCUCAACCUUUCGCUGCUGUCCAUUGUCUCUGAUAAAAAUAGGUCACUAGGAAGGAGGCAGUUAGGUGAAGCAGAGUGCAGCACUGGAGAAUCGGAUGGGAAAGGGAAAGGGAAAGGGAAGUUUUAUGAUCCAUCAGUGCCCUAUGGAGGCUGGAAUAGUAGCGCCUCUGGGGUGAGGGAAGAACUGAAGGCACGAGUGCUCCAAUGGAAGUCCUUGAAAGAAAAGAAACUGAAGGACAAAAGCAGUGUGAAGCCGACGUCUCAUUUUACUUCUGCUGCUGUUGAUGCUUGUAACAUACAUAUGUCUGAAGUUUCAUCUGAUAGCACCAGUGAAUCAAGCUCAUCUUUGUAAAUAUAUUGUAGCAAAAUUUUCGUUUCUCACUAUCACUGGGAAGAUGUGACGAUGAUGCAUUUGCAGGUUGGUCGGCCUUCCUUGCACAAACAACGUGAAUCUGGAAGUGCAGUAUGAACCAAGGAAAGAAUCAUCCUUUUUCAUAUCUGUCUCUCAAUGAAAUAGAAAUGGGAUA